Messenger RNA from Cololabis saira (Pacific saury), 2790 nucleotides. Its product is annotated as NACHT, LRR and PYD domains-containing protein 3-like. The transcript is spliced from 9 exons. Gene Ontology annotation, molecular function: protein binding. The record is from RefSeq and is a predicted model, not a curated record. The coding region runs from base 1 to 2790 and encodes 929 amino acids. NCBI's taxonomy places the organism in Eukaryota, Metazoa, Chordata, Actinopteri, Beloniformes, Belonidae.
AUGGUCCAGCUGACUGCCAGACUCAUCUUUGGUUUUACUGGGUUGGCUGGAGUCCGCUCCUGCCAAGAAGACCUGCAGGUAAAAUUGUGGUUGAAGGACACUUUGAAGAAUUUGGACUCCAGUGGGCUGAAGGAAUUCCAGUGGUACCUGAAUAAUGCAGAAGAAUCAAAGGAUGGUUUCAAGCCGAUCCCACUGUGUUAUCUGGAAAAGGCGGACAGAUUGGACACAGUAAAUCUGAUGAUGCAGAGGUUCUCCUCAAAGACCAGAGAGGUGGCCGAGACGAUUUUAAAGAAGUUAAAAGGAAAACCUGAUGUCCAGGACAAUCCAGUCUCUCCAGCUGGUGCAACAGGUACGGUAGUUGAAGUUUGUAAAAAGUUGAAGUCUAAGCUGCAGAAGAAGUACCAGUGUGUGUCUGAGGGGGUCACGAAAGCAGGAAAGAAAACCCUUCUGGAGCAGAUCUACACGGAGCUCUACAUCACAGAGGGAGGGACCGGAGAGGUCAAUGAAGAACAUGAAGUCAGACAGAUUGAAGCAGCUUCCAGGAAACCAGAUGGAGCAGAAACAACCAUCAGACAGGAAGACAUAUUUAAACCCCCACCUGGAAGAGGAGGACCAAUCAGAACGGUGAUGACGAAGGGAGUGGCCGGCAUCGGGAAAACAGUCCUAACACAGAAGUUCAGUCUGGACUGGGCUGAAGGCAGAACCAACCAGGACAUCCAGUUCCUGCUUCCAUUCACCUUCAGACAGCUGAAUGUGCUGAGAGAGGAGAAGUUCAGCUUGGUGGAACUAGUUCAUCGAUUCUUCUCUGAAACCAAAGGAAUCUGCAGCUUUGAAGAGUUCCAGGUCGUGUUCAUCUUUGACGGUCUGGAUGAGAGUCGACUUCCUCUGGACUUCCACAACAAUGAGGACCUGACUGAUGUUACAGAGUCCACCUCAGUAGACGUGCUGCUGACAAACCUCAUCAGGGGGAACCUGCUUCCUUCUGCUCAUCUCUGGAUCAUGACACAACCCGCAGCAGCCAAUCUGAUCCCUCCUGAGUGUGUUGACAUGGUGACGGAGGUCAGAGGGUUCACUGACCCACAGAAGGAGGAAUACUUCAGGAAGAGGAUCAGAGAUGAGGAGCAGACCAGCAGGAUCAUCUCCCACAUCAAGACAUCACGGAGCCUCCACAUCAUGUGUCACAUCCCAGUGUUCUGCUGGAUCACUGCUACGGUCCUGGAGAACGUCCUGGAGAAAGUCCUGGAGAACGUCCUGGAAACCAGAGAGGGAGGGCGGCUGCCCAAGACCCUGACUGAGAUGUACAUCCACUUCCUGGUGGUCCAGGCCAAACUGAAGAAGGUCAAGUAUGACCGAGGAACUGGAACGGAUCCACACUGGAGUCCAGAGAGCAGGAAGAUGGUGGAGUCUCUGGGGAAACUGGCUUUCAAGCAGCUGCAAAAAGGAAACCUGAUCUUCUAUGAAUCAGACCUGAGAGAGUGUGGCAUCGAUGUCAGAGAGGCUUCAGUGUACUCAGGAGUGUUCACCCAGAUCUUUAGAGAGGAGAGCAGCCUGUACCAGGACCAGGUCUUCUGCUUCAUCCAUCUGAGUGUCCAGGAGUUUCUGGCUGCUCUUCAUGUCCAUCUGACCUUCAUCAAGUCUGGAGUCAACCUGCUGGAGGAAAAAAAGAACACAGAGACUGACCUCUAUCAGACAGCUGUGGACAAGGCCUUACAGAGUCCCAACGGACACCUGGACUUGUUCCUCCGUUUCCUCCUGGGUCUUUCACUGGAGACCAAUCAGAUUCUCCUACGAGGUCUGAUGGAACCAAAACAAGGAAGUUCACAGAACAAUCGAGAAACAGUUGAAUACAUCAAGAAGAGGAUCAGUAAGUAUCUGUCUACAGAGAGAAGCAUCAACCUGUUCCACUGUCUGAAUGAACUGAACGAUCGGUCUCUGGUGAAGGAGGUCCAAGAGUCCCUGAGGUCAGGACGUCUCUCCACAGAUGAACUGUCUCCUGCUCAGUGGUCGGCUCUGGUCUUCAUCUUACUGUCAUCAGAAAAGGAUCUGGAGGUGUUUGACCUGAAGAAGUUCUCAGCUUCAGAGGAGGUUCUACGGAGGCUGCUGCCGGUGGUCAAAGCCUCCAAGAAAGUUCUACUGAGUGGUUGUAACCUCUCAGGGAACAUCUGUCCACUUCUGUCCUCAGUUCUCAGCUCUCAGUCCUCCAGUCUUACAGAACUGGACCUGAGCAACAACGACCUGCAGGAUUCUGGACUGGAGCAGCUGUGUCCUGGACUGGAGAGUCCACACUGUCACCUGGAGUCUCUCAGACUGAAUGGCUGUCACCUCUCAGGGAACAUCUGUCCAAUUCUGUCCUCAGUUCUCAGCUCUCAGUCCUCCAGUCUGACAGAACUGGACCUGAGCAACAACGACCUGCAGGAUUCUGGACUGGAACAGCUGUGUCCUGGACUGGAGAGUCCACACUGUCACCUGGAGUCUCUCAGGCUGUCAGGCUGUCUGAUCUCAGAGGAAGGAAGUUCUUCUCUGGUUUCAGCUCUGACCUCCAACCCCUCCCACUUGAGAGAGCUGGACCUGAGCUACAACCAUCCAGGAGAGUCAGCAGGGAAGCUUCUGUCUAGACUGGAGGAUCCCCGCUGGAGACUGCUGUGUGGAGAAGUUCUGACGGGUCGCUGUUACUGGGAGGUCCAGUGGAGCGAACGUGUUAAUGUAUCAGUGAUCAGUACCGUGUCCGUCACAAUAACAGAGGAACAUUCAUCUCCUCCUUAUAUCCAUGUCCAGCCUCUGGCAGACUAG